CUGUAAUAACUGCUUAUGUAUGUAAUAUUCUGCUUUAUCUUCCUCUUUCAUCAGGGCUAUUCCACCAAAUCCAGACUAGGUUUCCGUCGUGGGAAAACUGCCAAGGACCAGCUCCAACAGGCAGCUUUCGAGCCAGCCACUGACACUGCCAUCAGAAUGGAUAACAUGGGCAGGAUGUUCCUGGCUGGAGGGGCUGCUGUAGGCCUGGGAGCGCUGUGUUACUACGGACUCGGCAUGUCCAAUGAGAUCGGUGCCAUCGAGAGAGCAGUUAUCUGGCCCCAGUACGUGAAGGACAGGAUCCACUCCACCUACAUGUACUUUGCAGGCAGUGUGGGCAUGACAGCUCUGUCGGCUGUAGCAGUCAGCAGGACCCCAGCCCUCAUGGGUCUCAUGAUGAGAGGAUCCUGGCUGGCAAUUGGAGCUACCUUUGCAGCCGUGAUUGGAGCAGGCAUGCUGGUCAGAUCUAUCUCCUAUGACCAGAGCCCAGGAACCAAACAUCUAGCCUGGAUGCUACAUGCAGGUGUGAUGGGAGCGGUCAUAGCCCCCAUGACUCUGCUAGGUGGGCCCCUGAUGAUGAGGGCAGCCUGGUACACAGCGGGCAUCGUGGGGGGUCUGUCCACCGUGGCCAUGUGUGCCCCCAGUGAGAAGUUCCUCAACAUGGGAGGACCCCUGGCGGUGGGCUUCGGAGUAGUCUUCGCCUCUUCCAUCGGCUCAAUGUUCCUGCCCCCUACCUCAGCGAUGGGAGCAGGCCUGUACUCCAUCGCUAUAUACGGAGGUCUGGUCCUCUUCAGCUUGUUCCUGCUUUACGACACCCAGAAGGUCAUCAAGAGGGCAGAGACAUACCCCAUGUAUGGGAUGCAGAAAUACGACCCCAUCAACUCGUGCAUGGGGAUCUACAUGGACACUCUGAACAUCUUCAUGAGGAUGGUGAUGAUUCUGUCUGGUGGCGGAAACAGAAAGAAAUAAAGACUUUCCAGUCUGACUUUCCAUCUUCAAUCUUCCAGAGUUGAACAACAACGAUCUAUUCUACAAUUAGCACCAUACACCAGCUGUUAACUACUUUUAGUUUGAAAACGUAUUGUCAACUGGCACAAUAACAUUUUUUGCUUUUGUGUGAAGAAGGGGAUUGUAAUUUCCUAGUGCAUAUUGCCACUCAUACAAGUAAAGAAAGAAGAAUACUUGCUCUGUUCUAUGUUAAAGAAAUGCUUUUGUCUUGAUUCUGAGGGAGGCAUAUUUUGAUUAAAGUCAGGAUUGCUCAUGGUGAUAUCAGUCAACAUCACAUAUCUCCCCUCAGUCUUCUUCUGUAAUUUAAUCCUUAUAUUUUAUAUAUAUUUAUUUACACUUGAGGUGGGUGUUCCCAUUUCUGACAAGCAAAACAAAAGUUGGGCAUACAACAGAUAUUUAUGUCAUGCCUCGACACAUACAAUACAUGUGAAUGUGUGGUUAACUCCUGGACAAACACUGAACUUGCAUGCGUUGUAUAUGUUGAGCCUUGGAAGGGUGGGACUUUGGAGAUUUGUUUCUGUAAGAAUGAAAGUGAUUGAAAGUGAUCAAUGCUGUUAUGGUAUAAUUCAAUAAAGUGAAAGCGAAUGCA
Coregonus clupeaformis (lake whitefish) is the source of this 1594-nucleotide messenger RNA. RefSeq names its product growth hormone-inducible transmembrane protein. The transcript is spliced from 7 exons. The coding region runs from base 16 to 966 and encodes 316 amino acids. NCBI's taxonomy places the organism in Eukaryota, Metazoa, Chordata, Actinopteri, Salmoniformes, Salmonidae. The record is from RefSeq and is a predicted model, not a curated record. Gene Ontology annotation, cellular component: mitochondrial inner membrane.